This is a messenger RNA of Enterobius vermicularis (human pinworm), 645 nucleotides long. NCBI's taxonomy places the organism in Eukaryota, Metazoa, Nematoda, Chromadorea, Rhabditida, Oxyuridae. The record is from the annotation of a GenBank genome assembly.
AGAAUAAUGACUGACAAUCAGCUUGAGAGUAGUACGUCAUGUCUCUUCAAUGUUAAAGGCGGAAGUGAAACGAAAAUGGCAAAAAAUGUGCGGUUAAAAAGUAUGACAGAUGCUUAUAAAUCUAUCAUAAAAAUGAUUGGUGAGAAUCCGGAUAGACCUGGACUACUGAAAACACCGGAACGAGCGGCAAGGGCAAUGCUUUAUUUUACCAAAGGCUAUCAAGAAACUCUUGCAGAUAUAGUGAACGAUGCAAUAUUUGACGAGAAUCAUGACGAAAUGGUUUUGGUACGCGAUAUUGAAAUGUUCUCAUUGUGCGAACAUCACGCAGUUCCAUUUUUUGGUAAAGUUCACAUAGGGUACUUGCCACACCAAAAAAUAUUGGGCUUAAGUAAAUUAGCUCGAGUUGUGGAAAUGUUUUGUCGGCGAAUGCAAGUACAGGAACGAUUAACAAAACAAAUUGCCAAAGCGAUUGUUGAAGCUGUGGAGCCCUGUGGUGUCGCCGUUGUCAUUGAAGCAACCCAUUUAUGCAUGGUGAUGAGAGGGAUUCAAAAGGUUAAUGCAAUAACCACAACCAGUUGUAUGCUGGGCGAAUUUCGUGAUAAUCCAAAAACCAGAGAAGAAUUUCUUCAGUUGAUCAAAAGCUAA